UAUUGAAACAACAACUUAGUGACGUCAAAAUUUCUGAUAUCCAACUUGGACGAACAGGAAUUUUUACUUUAUAUGCAAUUGAUGUUCAAUCAUUCAAUCGCCUUUUGAACGACUUAACACCAAUAUUAUCAAGCAAUGGUCAUCCAUCAGCCAAGAUAUAUGUGCCUCGGUCCAUCCAACGGAUCAAGGACACAGAAAAGAUUGCUUUCGUGAAGAGAGUUGAUCUUGAAAUACCAGAAGAUCGUAUAACUGAUGCAUUAAAACAAGUUGGCUUUGAUGUUAUUAAUGUUAUACGUUUAAAAGGUAAAGAUAGCAACACUCCAACUAAAACAAUCAAAAUUACAUUUGCUGAUGGUCAAAAUCGCAACACUUUCGUGCAUACUGGCUUACAAGUGGAUUGCAUGCACUUCACAGCUGAACCAGCAUCACAAAAUACAAAGCCGGUGCAAUGUUACUUAUGUUUGAAGUACAACCACGUAGCAAAGUACUGCAAAACAAAACAACAAGUAUGUGCUCGAUGUGGUGAUAAUCAUCGCAUGGAUCAAUGUACAGUUGCUAGUGAUGCAGUCAAAUGUUACAAUUGCAAAGGUAAUCAUUUAGCCACUUCUAAUGAUUGUUCAUAUUAUAGAGAACAAGAAAAAAGAAUGUUAAAAUUGAUUAAUCAAUAUUCUACAUCAAGCAAUCAAGUAACAACAGCACCUGCAAUUUACAGCAUCGAAGAAUUUCCACCGUUGCCGAAUAUUAUUCAACAGCAGAAAGAAUUUCUACAAAAUGGAUUAUUUGAUGAUAUUCUUAAUGCUAUUACUAGCAAAAUGGAAACCAUUAUCAAAGAAACAACAAGUAGAUUAUUCAAAUCAUUACAACAAAAGAUAAAGAAAAUCGAAAAAUUCAUCGGCAACAACAAGAAUAAGGUCGAAGAAGAUGAUGCUUUAACUAUCUCCGAUUCAGAUUCAAAUGAAGAAGAAUCACAAGUAGUUAAUCACAUCAAGAACAAACAAAAACAACACACUGAAGCAGCCAAAACAAGCACUCCUGUGAUCAAUACUUCAACUAAACCAACAACCACAACAACGAUCCCAACUACAUCAAAACAACAACGUAAAGCAAAAGAAACAUCAAAGUCGACAAAAAGAGUUCGAUCACCCAACAGCUCUUUAGAUACAUCGACAAAUGAUAAUAAAGACCUUAAAACAAGCAGCAACAAGAAUGAUUAA
Molecule: messenger RNA, 1214 nt
Organism: Rotaria sp. Silwood1
Lineage: Eukaryota; Metazoa; Rotifera; Eurotatoria; Philodinida; Philodinidae
Source: the annotation of a GenBank genome assembly